AUGAUUGCUUCCCUCGGAAAACCGGGGGAAGAGAUUCCGUACGAAAAUCGCAAGAAUUUGGCUCCUGGUUUGAAAGGUUAUUAUGUUCAUAGACUUUUAGUAAAUGCUGUAGCAAUGUGGGCUUGGCCCCGUUAUGCUUGUUAUAUUUUCAUGAUGUUAGAUGAACUAUAUAAAGCAGAACGUGGAGAGAUGGAAAAGAAACUUCAUGCAAAAGAUGAAGUCAUUGAAUCCAAAGACAAAAGCAUACAGAAAAGAAUACCGCGUUCAGUACCAAAAGGAAAGGAAAAGAACUAUAAGUAUAUGAUUUAUACUGAAGAGAUGGAAAAUGAAGAAGAUAAAGAUAUGGUUAUGUUGCAUUUAGUCAGAAGAAACAACAAAAGCUUUUACGACCUUGCUAAGAUAUAUAAAUCUGACAGAAACUGGUUCUAUCGUGAAAACUUACCGAUUUCAAUGACACCGAAUGAGCAAAUAAAGGAAAUUGUCAAAAAUACUCUUCCUCAAACACACUAUGACAUCAAAGGUUGCACAAUACUUACAUUCAAAGAAGACUUAACAUUACUGAAGGAAAAAAUAACAGAAUAUUUCGAUAACUUCAAAGAGGAAGAAUGA
Molecule: messenger RNA, 609 nt
Organism: Trichomonas vaginalis G3
Lineage: Eukaryota; Parabasalia; Trichomonadida; Trichomonadidae
Product: KilA, N-terminal/APSES-type HTH, DNA-binding family
Exons: 1
Coding region: 1-609 (202 amino acids)
Source: RefSeq, a predicted model, not a curated record